Molecule: messenger RNA, 886 nt
Organism: Halichondria panicea
Lineage: Eukaryota; Metazoa; Porifera; Demospongiae; Suberitida; Halichondriidae
Product: haloacid dehalogenase-like hydrolase domain-containing protein 2
Exons: 6
Coding region: 54-851 (265 amino acids)
Biological process (GO): dephosphorylation
Molecular function (GO): phosphatase activity
Source: RefSeq, a predicted model, not a curated record
UAACAGUGGUGAUUGAAUAGAGCAAUUAAUUAGACCCUAACUCCCACCCCAAAAUGAGCACAUGUCUGGGAAAGGUAUCUGGUGUUUUAUUGGACCUGAGUGGUACUCUGCAUGUGGACAACACUCCCACACCUUCAGCAGUCAGUGCACUGAACAGGCUGAGAGAUGUGUGCGUGCCAUUUCGCUUCAUAACAAACACUACUAAAGAGUCGAAGAGAAUCUUGUAUGCACGACUGAGAGGCAUAGGUUUUGAUAUUUCAGAAGACGAGAUCUUCACAUCACUGACAGCAGCCAGACGGCUGAUUGAGGCUGACAAGCUGCACCCACUCCUGCUGUUAGAGGACUCGGCAAGGGAGGACUUUGAAGGAGUUGUUGAUGGUUGCACGCAGCAGCAGCAGCAUGACUGUGUGGUAGUUGGACUAGCUCCUUCACGUUUUGGGUACACUCACCUCAACCAAGCUUUCAGGUUGCUUCUCGGAGGAAGUAGACUGAUUGCCAUUCAUAGAGCCAAAUACUACAAGAAGGAGGAUGGGAUAGCCAUCGGUCCAGGUCCAUACGUGGCAGCUCUCGAGUAUGCUAGCGGGUGUACAGCUCAAGUGGUGGGGAAACCAGAGCCGUCGUUCUUCAACUCUGUUCUGAAAGAAAUCGACUGCCCUAUUAGUGAAGCUGUCAUGAUUGGAGAUGAUAUUCUUAAUGAUAUCAAAGGUGCUCAAGACAUGGGAAUGAAAGGAAUACUUGUAAAAACAGGGAAAUAUCGAGAUGGUGAUGAGAAGACUGUACACUCACCACCAAGAUUAGUGUGCGAUAACUUUGCAGAAGCUGUUGAAAUAAUAAUAUCGAACAACAAAUAAUUCUUAGCCAGAAUGUUCAUGAAGUGAUGUUAAAU